AUGGCGCCGCUCGCUGAAGCCUCCGCGCCACCCGCGCCCGCCCUGGAGCCGGCCACCGUCCUCAAGCAGAAGCUCGUCGAGGAGGAGCCGCAGGGCGAGGCCCCGUGCGACGAGGACAACAACGACGACUCCGCCGUGGCAGAGACCGCCAAGCCCCAGACCGACGACGUUGCAGCUGAGACCGAGGCCGCAGCGGCGGACGCCCAGCGGCCGACCACGAAGCGCGUGCGGUUCGACGUGGCCGACGUCGUCGAGUUCGAGCCCACCAUGUGGACCGCCACGGUAUCCUCUGAGGGCGUGCCGCUCGGCAUGUCUGCAGACGUGCGUCGCCGCACCAAGCGCCCGCUGGACACGUACGAGAGCGAGCGUCUGAUGCAGCGCGUAGACCGCCAGGAGUACAUGGAGCUGGGCUAUCUGGAGCCCGAGGAGAGACUAGACAUCCUCGAGAACGCUGGCCACUCCAUCUCUAUUAUCAGCCACGUCGAGCGCGAGACGCUCCGUAUCAACCGGGAACGGUGGGAGUCCAACGAGUACGACCUCAUGUACCAGUACGGACUGGGCGAGGUGCCGCUUAUGGAAGACGGCGACAUGGAGAUGAUGAUGCAGCAGGAGGACGGCGACGACAUUAUGCACGUAGACGACAGCGGCGACGAAGACUUCUUCUUCGGAGGCAGCAGCCGCAACAUGAUCGUGGACUCUGAGAUGCGCUUCGCAAUGGAGGACAUGGACGCGUACGACGCCAUCAACACACGCACAUACGACGACCUUAGCAUCGACUACGCGUCGGACUGCAUCCUGGGCGACGACGAAAGCUCAGACGAGAAUAACGAGCUGCCGUACGCCGUGGACUCGUUCGACUCGCCGCUGAGCUGCGACCUGCUAGAGAUGGGGACGUCACCUUCGGACGUGUCCGGGUCGUCAGACUGCAUGCUUGUCGCUGCAACAGCCGCUAGCUGUGCUGCAAGCUCCGCAACUAGUGCUAGCAGUUCGACAGAGCCCGCCACUCCUGUGGAAGCCGCCCCCGUCGUCGCCGUGUAGAUUUGUCCGAGCCCUCCCUGAUCCCCUCACACCCGUGCGCAUGCUGCCACGGAUGUAGUAUAUGUGCAGCUGACUUCGCGCUGCGCCUUCCGAGCUGCCCCCUGAUCGGGUGAAGUGGCCAAGCAUCCCAUCGGUAUUUAGUAAGCAGGGGAGAAGGCUCGACUGCUUCUCCCUUAUAUUUUGCCCCCUUUUGACUGUUGAUAGCGGAUAGUUUCGAUAGGAUAGCGCUUCUCGUAUUAUAACUGCUUUGAUGAAGAUAAGAAGGUCCCAGUGAACUAAUGAAAAA
This is a messenger RNA of Phytophthora sojae, 1324 nucleotides long. RefSeq lists its product as hypothetical. Bases 1 to 1038 code for a protein of 345 amino acids. NCBI's taxonomy places the organism in Eukaryota, Oomycota, Peronosporomycetes, Peronosporales, Peronosporaceae. The record is from RefSeq and is a predicted model, not a curated record. The transcript has 2 exons.